GGUGCCUGGCGUUUGUGAAGCGCAAAAUCUCAUCGUCUUAUUCUCAACCCAGGAGGAAAGAAAGAGCGAGCGUGAGGCAAAGUGAGCCUUGCAACCCAGUCGAGCUUCAGCUCUCGAACACACACCACGACCAACCAACGCCAAGCUUCACAAGUCGACUUCUUCCCUGCUAAUUAAUUUCCACCCAGGCUUCACCCUGUAAUUGCAUACGCGGUGAGGUGUGAGACCAAAGCGUGCUUGUUCGACUACCACCACUCGGAACAAUAAUGGUAACAAUUUGCGGUGCAGUACAAUAGUUGCGAGAAAGUCCACGCCACGACACAAUUGCACGUUUUGCAUAUUAUGUGUUUGUCACUACUAUGGAAUCCUCCUUGUCUCGAGAAAACCAUUGUCUUGUUGCAACUGCUUAGUUUCACUCGGGGAGGGAAAAUUGUGGUUCGGAGUUGCGAUAAUUGAGCCAAUUUCUUUAAGAGCAGCCUCUGAAUCUGAAAUGUAAGGGCUAUGAAAUGAAAUGUGAUGGUUGUGAUAAGUCUUGUACACACAUAUAUCGAAUAUAAUGGCAAUGGUGCGUGCAUUAACUUUUCCUUUGUCGUAGGAUCUGUGUAAAAGUUGAGAAUAAAUUUAGUCACGAGACACACAAUGUUGUAAAGUGCUGCAAAUGGAAAGUUAAGACGAUGUGGUGCAGAGUAUUUUUACCAAACGUACUAAAUCGUGUCUGGGGAAAACUAGUGGAGCUUCUCCCUCGGACAUAAAUCUUGGCUUAUUAAUGGCAAGGCAAUUCUACUGAUGAGAAUGUUUUUUAUGAGGCCACUUGAAUUAAAUGGAGACAAUGAGAAUAAGAAUAAGUGGGUGGUGAAAGUAAGUAAAUUGAAAUCGUGGUCCUCCUGCUGCCACUGCGACAAAAAAUGUGCCCAUGGACUUGGGAAAGUUGGUCUGAAUGCCUAACCAAGAAUUUGGUUAAAAGUCGUCGUCGAGCUGGUUGACUGAUAAUAAGAACUUUUUGUAGUUGACAGAAAAAUGGGAGAAAGUGGAGUGAUUCCGGGAUUGAGUGAGUUCGAACUUUCACAAAUAUCGGAGGGGUAUUUUGAGAAUGUGUCCUAUCCCCUCUCCGACUGGCAUAAGAGCUCCUUGGAAAACGUCACGUACGUUGGGAUCGAGUGUUUGAUCUACAUGUGGUUCACAGUACAGCCCAAACUGACUCCUGGAACUUACUGCAACGCAACUUACGACAACUUUUACUGUUGGCCACCCACGCCAGCGGGAGAGACUGUGACCCGAGCCUGUUCCAGCAUUUUGGAAGCCACCUAUGACAAAUCCGUUGCUCAGCAUAUUAAAGGUCAGGCGAUCCGAGUUUGCUUGGAGAAUUCGACCUGGUUGUGGGGAAGCUGGACCAACUACUCCAUGUGUGCAGACGAGCUGGAAGCCUACGAGAAAGUCUCCGCAGCCGAGUACGAAGAGGAGCGAGACCUUGUGGUCCAAGUGCGGUACAUCUUAUUCAUUGGGUCAAUCCUCUCCUUCGUCUGUCUCGUGUCCUCCCUGUUCAUCUUCUACUACUUCAAAUGUUUGCGCUGCGACCGUGUUACCGUUCAUGUCCACCUGAUGGUCGCCCUGACUCUGCGAUGUAUCCUCCUCGUGGUCAUCACGGAACCCUUCAUUUUCCAUCGCGAGAAACACUACCGCAACGUGGAUUUCGUGUGCAAAACCGUGCUAUCCAUCAACUUGUACGCAACAGUUACAAGCAUCCACUGGAUGUUUUUACAAGGAGUGUACCUCCAUGGGAAGCUAACAACCAACGUAUUCGACAAGGGCACUCCUUUCAAAAUCUACUACGCCGUCGGUUGGGGACUUCCACUCGUGCUGAUCUGCAGUUGGGCUUCGGCGAUGGAGAUGUUUCAUCCCGUGGAAUGCUGGAAGGAUUACAGUGAUCAACCGUACAUUUGGGUGCUGCUCGGGCCAAUGAUAUGUGCUCUCGUGGCCAAUCUUCUCUUUCUCAUCAACAUUAUGAGAAUACUUUUGACCAAAAUUCAGCUGUCCACUUCAUCCGGAGAUGCUGCUCAGUUCAGACGAGCAGUUAAAGCAACUAUAUUGUUGUUCCCACUCCUCGGGAUAAACAACCUCCUUUUCCUCUACAAUCCGGGGGGAGGGAUGAAGCGAACUUUUGUCAUUCUUAACACAGUAUUCCAGUCUACACAGGGCAUCUUUGUCUCGGUCCUCUACUGCUUUUUGAGCAGUGAUGUAAGGGACGCCAUUCGUCGGCAGUACAGAAGGUUUGCUGCUCGUCGCAGUGCAAACAGCGUUCGUCGGAAUGCCCGCAGCAACCGGAGCUCCAAGUACGGCAACGGGGAGACCUUCUGCAUUGGUCCCACCACGGGCGAGCAAAGGGCCCUCUUCAUCACUCCCACCCACUUCAGGAGCAAGUUUAGGGCGGCGGAGUCGUCUCGAAGUCAACCAAGUAAGAGCCCCUCGCCCGAGACCAUCAACAACAUCUUGCCCUCGGAAACACCGUCACCCCCUCGCCCAACGGCCUGAAUGGUGAUCACCACGUCCUUGGCACGACGACCCCCUCGAGCAUCAUGGGCUGCGGGGUGAUCGGGGUUGGGAGUGGCGCCAGGAAGGAUAAUCGAUGCCAACAAGUCAGCAUUCCCAUGAGAGACUUCACUAACCUACUCAAGAAGAACUAAAGAAUAACUGAGGAUGAUGGCUCCUUCUUCCGCUCCUCACUCCGUUAUUUUGUUGGCUCUUUGUUGGUGUGAGAAUGGAGAAUAUUCGGAUUGAAGAAGGAGGAGAGAGCCGAGGAGCCAGGGUCGUCGUCGAAUGGUGGGCGAUAUGCGCCUCAUACAUAAAAUUGAUUGACCCGAAUAACUGAAAUAUUUCCCAUACUACUCUCUUUUAUGACACUGAAGGAUGAAUGUGAAAAGUGUCAAAACGAGAGAAAGUCGAUCGAUGUAUCCCGAGAAUGUGGUUGUCAAUUUGUUGUCAUACUUAAUAAUGUUCGGUGUACAUACACUGCGUAUAUGAAAUUCAAUGUCGUCGUCGCCCUCAUUGUUGGUCCUUGGUGUUGUUCAUCCCGUCGUUGUUGCGGUGAGGUUGACUGAUUAAAUGUACAUAUUCUGAAAAGUCAUGGGGAGAAAACUUUGUUCGAUCUCGCAGCUAUGUGACGUGAUUAAAUGUGAAAUGGGUUUAUUUGGUGACGAGCCAGCGACAUUUAUUAUUUCAUUAUCUAUAUCAACAAAACGUAACCUUUUGUACCUGUACCCCUGUAACGUACGUACAUAUUUCGAUGUUCUUAUUCCGUACACUUAUUUAUGCAUGAAGAGAGGAAAUGGGACGGAUUUUUGGUGUUGCAUCUCAAUAUUGUCUGUUCUCGUUAAAUAUAAGAAAUAUAUAUUAAAGAUAUAUAUUAAAGACUAUUGUACGUGUUCGGGAGACCAAGCCAUGAAGCGCAUGCAGCAGAUGCAGGCUAAAGUGCAAGAUGUAUGUUAAGUGACUACAUAUUCAUUGGAUUUAUGACGUGUAACGUAAAUAAAAGUAAUUUGUACUUGACACUCUGGAA
Molecule: messenger RNA, 3553 nt
Organism: Folsomia candida
Lineage: Eukaryota; Metazoa; Arthropoda; Collembola; Entomobryomorpha; Isotomidae
Product: corticotropin-releasing factor receptor 1
Exons: 12
Coding region: 1018-2529 (503 amino acids)
Biological process (GO): cell surface receptor signaling pathway; adenylate cyclase-modulating G protein-coupled receptor signaling pathway
Cellular component (GO): plasma membrane
Molecular function (GO): peptide hormone binding; G protein-coupled peptide receptor activity
Source: RefSeq, a predicted model, not a curated record